CCCGCGUGUUCACAAAGCCUGCCUCCAGCAUCCUGUGCUUGAGCCCCGGGUCGCGCCAAUCCGCAGGAAUCGCCUCCACCAGGUGCUUUUUUUUCGCCUCUCUUAUCUGUUGCCACGACAUUAUCACCGCUGUGGGGCCAGGAACAGCCGUAUAUAAGCACACGAGCGAUGCGCAUGCGGCAGGGCUGAAGGGGCAUUCGCGCGCUCUCAUUGGCUUAUCAAAGCCCACCGAGGAUCCUUUUCAUGCACGAUAGCGGGUUUUGCUUAUCUUAUCGCGCCACUUAGUUUGCGCCUACUUAAACCGCUCAACACCAGGUUCCUGAGCAAUGACCACCCCGAUUCUCGAACAGAGCUACGGCUACGGGUUUGUGCUCGGCAUCGGCGCAGCCUUUGCUCUGCUCAUGUCGCUGAUCACCCGCGUGCUGUCCAAAUACCUCGGCCAGGUCCAGAACUCUGAACGCUUCACUACAGCCUCCAGAAACGUCGGUUCCGGCCUCAUUGCCUCGUCCACCGUGUCUGCGUGGACGUGGCCUGCCACGCUUCUCUCGUCUGGCGCGUGGAGCUACGCUCACGGCGUCUCCGGCGGCUUCCUCUACGGCGUCGGCGGCACCAUCCAGGUCACCCUGUUUGUGUUUGUGUGCCUGCAAAUAAAAUCUAGAGCCCCUGCAGCUCACACCGUUUCCGAGUGUUUUUCCGUUAGAUUCGGCCCUGUCGGCCACUGGGUGUUUCUCUGCUACGUCUUUGCCACCAACGUGCUCAUCUCGUCCCUGCUUCUCCUUGGUGGCUCGCAGGGCUUCUCGGCUACCACGGGCAUGAACGUCGUCGCUGCCAGCUUCCUGUUGCCGCUCGGUGUCAUGGUGUACACUGCCCUGGGCGGCCUCAAGGCCACCUUUAUCUCCGACUGGAUCCACACCGUCAUCAUCUACAUCAUCCUGCUUGUAGCCAGCUACAAGAUCUACUGCUCGUCGCCGCUGAUCGGGUCGCCGGGCAAAAUGUACGACCUUUUGCAAGAGGCCCAGAUAGCGUUCCCAUCCGCGACGGGACAGAGCUACCUCAGCUACAGAGAUAGCACUAUGCUCAUGCUCACGUGGACCGUGUGCCUGGGCGGGCUUAGCUCUGUUUUUGGAGACCCGGGCUACUCGCAACGUGCGAUUGCGUCCAGCUCCACACAGGUGUUCCAGGGCUACACGCUUGGGGCGCUGUGCUGGGCAGUGAUCCCCACCGUUAUUGGUUCCUCUGCCGGACUGGCGUGCCGGGCCCUGUUGUCGAACCCCCACUCCCCCACAUACCCUAACGAGCUCUCUACAGAGGAGGUCAACAACGGCUUGCCCGUCAUCUACGGCCUCUACGCCGUCAUGGGCAAGUCCGGCGCAGCAGCAGGCCUCAUCAUGCUGUUCAUGUCCGUCACCAGCGCCAGCAGCGCCGAACUCAUUGCCUUCUCGUCUGUCACAACCUACGACGUGUACAGAACGUACAUCAACCCAAAAGCCUCAGGAGCACAGCUCGUGCGGGCUGCUCACAUAGCCGUCGUGGGCUUCAGCCUGUUUAUGGCGGUGCUGUCGGUUGUGUUCAACUACGUGGGGGUCACUGUCGGCUGGCUGCUGACUUUCAGCGGCAUCAUCGUCAACCCGAGCGUCUUCACCGUCGUGAUUACGCUCUUUUGGAGCAAAAUGACCAGAUUGGCACUUGUCAUUGGCGCGCCGCUCGGUACACUUUCGGGCGUCCUGUGCUGGAUCGCCGGCGCUUACUGUUUCGGCAACAACGUCGUCGAUAAGGACACCCUCAACAUAACCAAGGCCACCUUUAUCGGCAACUGCACAGCCCUGUUUUCGACUCCGCUGUACAUUGUGCUCGUCAGUCUGCUGAAGCCGGAUCCGGAGCCGUUUGACAUGAACAAGUUCCGUACGAGCAUCACCCUGGCAGACGACAUGGACGCUGAGGAGGAGCACGCGGCCGAGCUGCCGGCAAAUGAGCAGAAGAAGCUGCGCUCGCACAUCUGGGCCGCGGCCGUGAUCAAUAUCGUGCUUGUUUUAGGUGUGUACGUUGUUCUGCCCUUGGGAUUGUACGGCAGCAACCACGAUCUAAGCAAGGCCUCCUUCACAGGGUUUAUCGUGGUGGUUUUAAUGUGGCUGCUGGUGGCAGCCAUGUACAUUAUUUUAUUCCCGCUAUGGCAGGGCAGACAUUCGAUCAAGGUGUUGCUACAGGUGCUACUAGGGCGUGGCUCGGCUGACGGGACCAGCUCCGUGGAGGUCGUCCAGUUGCAGCAGGAGCAGAAAUCUUAAUGUAUGGAGCCAUAGCGAAAAAAUCUUUUGAUUACUGCGUGGGGCCAAAAUAGCGAUAAUUAGUUACUUAGAGCGUCCUGUAAUCGCACCAGUAGCUUUGCCGACUCGACCGCCUGCACUGAGAUAUCAGGCGGCAACGACGGCGUCAUGAGUGCGCCGAGAAUGGACUCGUCUGCCGGAAACAGCUUGGACACCGAAAACAGUGUUUGCAGCUCGUCUCUGGCCCCCGCUGAGAUGGCAUACCCCACUGCAGUGCGCAGUAGCACAUUCACCAGCUCCAUGCUCUUGCCCGAAAUGUGGAUGUACAUCAGUUUGUUCUCGUGGUUGGUCUUGGCGUAGAUGGCCGCAAAGAUGAACGCAAGCUUGAACAGGUUAGACCCCACGAGCUCGGGCGAGCCGAGCAGCCGCAGAGCCACAUUGCGCGAGAACUGCGCGUCCUCAAUCACCUCGGCCACAAAAAUACUGGCCAGCAGCAGCUCCAGACAUGACGGCAACUUGUCGUUGAACCGCUCGAUGCCCUCGUAAAUCACGUGCAGCGGCAGCGCAGAAACAAAGAAACCCAUUGUCCUCACCACCAGGUCGCCGUUUUUCCCCUGGUCGUAUGUCUGCAUCAGCGAGUUCAUCUCCGGGUCCAGGUUCUCGAGCGCUAGCACGGACGACAUCAUCUUUUUGUUGUUUACCGAACCGCACAGCACCUUGGUGAGUACGUCGAUCGCGUGUAGUUGAUAUUUGCCCUUGUCGGCAUCAAACUUGGGCACGUAGAACCCGGCUUUUUCGUCCUCCGGGUCCAGAGGAACGCCGAACGCGAGACACAACGCAAGAACCAGAAAGGCCUCCUUGGUCGAGCGCAGCUCGAUCGCAUGCGAGAUGUUGGUCAAGGUCAUCAGUGUGUCUUUCAUCAGAUGCAAUUUUUUCCGUGCAAACACAAACCCUUCGGACGUGCCCAGCGAUGUUAUCAAUGAGUAGACAAAGUUCAGCAACGACGUGUUGGCCGCCAUUAGAUUAUUGUUUGAGGCGCCCUGCGGAUUGCUCACAAACGACAAGUUGCGUAAGAUCAUCGACACUGUGCUGAGCUCCUCCACCAACAUCAGUCGACGGUCUAGGAACGUCUUGGCGUAGAUGCGGCCGGAGAAAUCAUCUGCCUCUGCACGUGCGGCUUCAAGCAGCUCCAUGUAAGACGGCAGAGCAAACGGUGCCAACGGUCUCUCGUCCACGUCCGACGCCGGCGUGUCGACGCGUGGCGGCUCAUCAAACACAACAUCUGCGUCGGACUCCUCGACCUCCAGACCCUGCGUCUCGUCGUCCACCUCCUUCGAGGUGAACGAGUCAACCACCACCUCAAUGUCCUUGUCUCCCUUCAGUUGGCCGCUAUACUUUUGGAAAACCUCGUCUAUCUUGUUUGGCUUGAAAUACUCCGGGCGUGCGUCUUCGAACCCACCUUUGCGUUUGGUCAAGUUGCCCGAGACCAGCAUCUCCAGGAUGUCAGUACCAAGACUGGCAAGCGCCUCCAGCAGGCCCAUACACUCGCCGAGCGGCACGACGAGGUUUGGGUCCGACGUAACGAUAAGCAAAACGUUCAGCGCAAGAUUCACCUCCGCGUCGAUAUUGGACGACAGCGACAACGAGAGCGCGUUCAAAUCAAUCUUGCCAAGUUCUGGCACAAAUAGGAACACAGGCUUCAAAUGGUCGAUCUGCUCGCCAAACGCAGACAGCGCCUUCAAAUCGUGGCCCCCCACUUUGUCGAGCAGUCGUUGGUGCGGCACGUAGUUGCGAAUGAAGUCAGGAACAAAGUUUGCGUUCGGCUGCGGCGUCGUGUGGCGCGACUCUGCAGUCGCAGGCGACGGCUCGCUCGCACGCUGUUCCGCUGGAGUGAAUUUUGUCUCCUGGACCGAAGCGGGCGUCGGAGCAUUGAAAACAGGCGGUGUUUGGUGACUGGUACUGUUGGGUGUGGAUUGUUUAGACUGAGUCUGCUGCUCAAGCUGUUUUUUCCGCAUCGAUAGCUCCUUCAUCCCCUCCGGCGUGUUGGCAUACAGUUCGAACGGAAGCAGACAUUUGUGGUACAUCUGGACAAACUCACGCAGCAGCUGGUUGUUGUCGGGUGGGAUUCCAAACUUGCUGGCCACAGGCACAAUCUUCUUGGACCUGAGCACGUUGUUGAACCCGCCGAACUUCACCAUCACGGCGUAAAUCAAAAAGAGGUUCAUUUUCUUGCCCCCAAUCACAGGAUACCUCUCCGCCAGGGGAGUGUUGUUGCGAUUCAUAAACUCUUCCAGGAGACACAUAAAGUUGUGCUGCUGCUGCAUCUGUAUCUGCAUCUGUCGCUGCUGCGGAGUGUUGACGUUCGGACUGUUACUGUGGGAGGAGGACGCGGGACGGGGUUGUUGAUACUGCUGAGAAGGCGGCGUUGGUGCCGGCACAGACGCGUCGAAAGGGCUCUGCGUUGGUGGCUGGGACGGAACCACACGCUGCUGCUCCAAUUGAGCGCCUGGAUUGUUCUCAAACACCUGCGGCGAAAAAGAAGACAUGGUGCCCCCAGACAUCGUCUCGUCGUUAGGAUUGAACGUCUCGCCCGGCUUCUUGGCCUGGGACGCAGACGUUUGUGGUGGGGCAGGACGCGCCGACGACGAGUUUUCUGGAAACGUCAAAAAUGCCAUUUCGUCGUCGCCGGCCUGCUCGUUCCAGAAUUCACUGUUCAUGGGACAAUAAUCUAGGGAAACAAUUAUUUAUUAUACAUUAUGAUUUUUUGACUAUUUUAUCAAAAGCCGGGUAACCAUGACCACCGCCGGCUCUUCCUGAGCUGUUUCUGCAGGUUCCUAUAGUGCUCAUACUCGUUCCAGCACGAGCGGUCACCGAAGUUGCAACCUGCCAUGUUGACCAAAAAGUCGCGGUCCUUCUCGUUGUAAAAAUACUGCGGAUCGUCUCUCUGUUCCGCACAGGCUCCUGGCGGAAAGCUAUUGAUAGCUCGCAGGGGCACAAAGCCAACGCGCUCCCUGAUCCACGGCUGUGUUCUAUACAGUGUCUCGAGACAGUCCUGUUCCUUGUGCUCCCACGUCAUGUGCAUCUGCUCGUAGAAUACCGGGUCCCACCAGAUGUCCAGCAAAAGCUCUGUCCAUUCAGACCGUCUCACCAGAAAGCUUCCUAAGUUGAACCCUCCGCAGUCCUGGGCCAGCACCAAGUCCACAGGAGCAUGCUCGACGUCCACGUAUGGUGAGUCCACGGGAAUGUGCAGCGGGUUGUGGUACGACAGGUCUCUGUAGGUGCGGUUUUCCAGAUUUUUGAAUAAGUAUUCCUCGAGAGAGAUCUGCGGCUCCAUGAUGAACGUGUGAAGGUCUAGCCACCAGAACCACUCGGCUUCUGGAUACUGGCGCAUGGUCUGUUUGAGAAUAUCUGCCUUUUCCCAGCCUUCGCGCCAUUCGUGGCUGUAUCUUCUUUUCAAUGCUGUGUCUUUAAUGGAGAGGAUGUACCCGUGUUGCUCGGCAUAUUCUCGUUUGUUAGCGAUUGACGACCGCUCCACAGACCAUUCCUGCGGGGUUUUCCAUCGCUGCACACCACCGCCUUCGUUGGCCGCCAGAAUGAUCACCACCCGCGGGUUCUUGUGGUAGUGGGGCAGAAGGAAGAACAACAGCAGCGGCAGCAGCAGCAGUACGUACGGCCGGUGGCGCAAAUACCGCGCAGCAAGCUCCAGCCACGCAAACGGCGAUUGGGUCGCUGGCUUGAGGGUCUUCGAGUAUGGCUGGUGGGCCGCGUACGGGGUGGACAUGGAACCGUAAUAUUUAUUUAUAGUUUCUAAAAUAAACUAAAAGUCGAUCGUCGCUAAAGGCCUUUCAGCAGCUGGUCGAAGUCGGGCACAGUCACGGUAUCGCCCAUAUAAUUAGCGUCGACGAAAUUCGACACCGGCAUGUGCAUUACAUCGGCAAAGUCCUCCAUCUCGGGCAUCCCGUCGAGGCUGAAAGGCGCGCUCGUCUCCGCCGUCGGGUCGGCACUGAAUUUGAAGUGUUUGAGGAAGUCGGACUCCCUGACGUUGGCCAUUUCUGUCGGGUUGCUGCUAUGCGCGAGCCACUCGUUGAUACUGUCGUGCGAGCUGUCGGAAACCGACUCGCAGCCCGUGCUUGGCUGUGUUGCCGGGAAGUGCUGCAACGAUUUGGUUGCAGGGUCCACCACGGGCUCCGCAUUGCUGUCGGUGGAGUAUUUGGCCCGCUUGCGUGGAAUAAAUGGCGCGUAGUUCCUAUGGUACAGCUGGAAGGGCAGGAAAGAGUUCAGCUCGCGACGAUCUUUCUCCAGCUGGUCGUCUGCCCCCUCGAACAACCGCGCCUCCAGCUUGUGCUCGAUCCGUGCGCUGAUCUCGUCGUUCAGCUGGUCCGGGAACGUGUCGCUCGCGUCACUCACCUCAAACGUGGUCCGCAACAGUUUCAAUCUCUUCCUCUUGUCGAGGUAUACCUGUCUCACCACAUAGUGUGCCAUUUGGCCUUGGAGAUACUGUUUGCCGUAUUCCUUCAUAGAAAGCAGGUUCUUCUGGAUGCAGUCGUCCGCCAUCUUUGCGAUCGUCGCGUCUUCGUUUAGCAGCUGGCACAGCAUGGUGAACGAGCUCGAAAAAAUGCACUGCAUGUAGAUAUUCGGACACGGAGCAUAGUUAUUGUCCUUGAGCCACUGGGCCGAAAUCUGCGAAAUCAUAAACGCACAAUGGAAAGUCAGCCCCCAUGAAGGGAUGUUCUGCAAGAACUCCUUGUCUUUGCGCUGAACCACAAGUUUUUUGUACUCGCGCAAAAUAUUCACCCGAUGGAUCGUCAGCAGCAGUAGAUAAUAGUACAUCGUGAUCAGCGCCGAGUGGGAUGUCUGCGACUCCGGAUCAUCCAGCUUGAAUACCAGAUGCGGAGGAAGACUCUCAAACCACUUAGUCACCAGCCUGUCGCACUGGUCCACGUCCCUCCACAGCAAAAUCCCGUCCGCCGUAUUGUCAUUGGAUGAUGUGAUAUCGAUAAGCUCGCCGAUCUUGAUCAGAUUUCGAAAAUACUCGUGGUUAUUUUGCGCAAAGUCGUCGAGCGCAAACAGCUCCUCCGUGUUCUUCGAAAUCGCCGUUUCCGCCUUGGACACCAGAUAUGAGCCGCUGUGCCAGAACACAAACAUGCGGUCACGUGCGUAGAUGAUCCACCACAGCCUGCGAUACAUGUUGCGCUCGUACUGCGGCAGCCGUGGUUGUUCUUGGUAGAACCUGUUGUCCUGGGCAACCUGGUGUGCCAUGCGCAGCCACGUGCGUCCGCUGGUGCCCAUGGCGUACUUGGUCAUCUCCGAGAUGCACGAAAGCACCAGGUACGUUUGCACGAGCGCGAUCGGGUCCUGCUCCACAGACGCGUCCACAAGCGCCUUGGUUCUCUUGUAGAACACGGCAGUGUAUUUGUCGUAUGUGUUGCGCUCUUCCUCCGUUGCGAGCUCUGCUUUUGCAAGAAUUGAGCCGAUGCAGAGCAGCGCUUGCACCAGCACCAACGACGGCACGUCCUCCAAUUGCUGGUGGUCUUUAAUGAACUUCCCGUACUCCAGGAUCAUCAAGCAGUUGUUCAUGUUUUUGAAAAAGAAGUUGAACAGUUUCCAGCAGGUAACCCGGUCCGGCAGAUUGAAGCACCCUAGCUGCGUCAUGUACUGCAAAUCCAGGUCGUCGAGCUCCGUUUCGUAUCCCACGACGUUUUUGUAGAACUUGGACGCCAGCUCGUUCACAGCAGGAUAGAAAGCCAUGUUGACCGCACGGCUCUCUGUCUGGGCCGCUGAACGCAUGUAUUUUUUGGGCGAGAACUUGAUCACGUUCAGGAAAUUAUCCUGCGUCACGAAAUACGUCACCCCGUCGGUCUUCCUUCUGCGCUUGUGGAGCACGCACUGAGACUCUACCUUCAGCUCCUUACACUUGCUGCACGGCAUGCCGGCAGUGCCAAUAUCACAUUUUAUUUUUCGCCGGUGGCAAAUCACACACGCAGCUCCGACCUUGCGCUGAUCCAUAAUAUAGAUGAUUUAUAAUCUAUUUUUUUAUUUUUCAUCUUCGUAAUUCAUUAAGUUAUAUGUCGUAGGUUUUUCGGAACGACUCCACAUUCAGGCCAGGCUUAACCUUGUCAAUCAGGUCACGCCGGUCCAUUGCUAGAAAGGCGCGCUUUAAAGUUUCGAUCAAGCUCGUGGACUGAUUGCUACGGGCUACAGAAGAAGACCCAUCCAACGACUCCACCUCGUGCAUGCUCAGUCCAGUGAGUAGGUGAUCCACGGCGUCGCGAUACAUUCCCAUGUUGAUGAAAGAAACACCCAAGUUGUAUCUUGCUCUCACAAAGUUGGGGUUCAGCUGCAAAGCGCGCGAGUACGCCUCAAUUGCCUGCUCGGGCUUGUUCGAGUUGGCAAGCGACGCACCCAGACGAUUCCACGCCAGGGCGUCGUUUGGAUUGUGUUCGAUCGCCGCCUGGAAACAAUCCAACGUCUUGCUGUACUCCUCCAUCGAGUAGAACAGCACUCCAAGCCCCGUCUGCACCUCAGAGUCCAUGUUUGCUCCUUCGGGAGACAGCUGUGCUGCUUUGAUAAAUAACUGUGUCACACGCUUGUUGAGCGAGAACCGGUCGUCCGCCUGGAUGUCUGGGUUCGCAUUUCGGGCACGCUCGGCAACCUCCGGGUAUUUGGUUUCGAUCCAUCUCUCCAGCGUAGCAAACGCUGCGUUGUCGUACCCUUCGUUAAUGUACGAAAUUGCCAGAGUCAUAAGUGCAACAAGAUUCUGAGGCGACAGUUCCAAACACUUCUCCAACGCUGCUAUUCCAGCAAGUUCUUUCUCGUUCUGGGUCUGGACCUGGCCCAGACGCAGCCAGGCAUCGACAUGGCCGGGAUUCUGCUCCACGGCAGCCUCAAAUGCCAGCGCUGCCUCACUGAGCUUCGCACCGCUUUCCAUCAGCUUGAUGCCAAUCUCGUAGGCGUCCAGAUUGUUACGGAACUGAUUAUUCUCCUCAAAAGUGUACUCGCCGUAGUUCAGCCUUGUCUGUGCGUACUUUUCGAAAUCUUUCUCCCAUUGCGCCUGGAACUCGUCGUUGCUUAGCAUGUUGUCCGCAUAAGUCUCCUGGAUGUUGUCCCAGACUUGGUCAAACGCGCUCUCCUGUGCGGAGACCGUCUCCUCUGCCGGCUGCUGCAUCUCGGCUGUUGCCUCUUCCAUCUCCUCCAUCUCCUCCAUCUCCUUGAAUUGCUGCUCCCAGUCCACCUGCUGGCUUGUGUCCUCCUGCAUCACGCUGUUUGUCAUGCUACUGGCCUGAAUUGGCCCAUUCGCAGAACUAAAGGGCCUCAAGUGCAACCGUGGAGCCAUCCCCAUCGAUCUCAUCCGAACCUGGCUGACUGGAGACGGACUGUGUGUAACCUGAGACGUGGCCGUGUUCUGGAACUCUGACGACCACCCAGAAACUUGCGGCUGAGCUUGUCCUGGAAUUUGCAAGGGCACUGGGUUCUGCGCGCGCGGACCCCUCAGAGCAGGGGUGGUCUGCGUUUGCAGGUCCGGCUGGAUCAUGCGCAGCUCAUUGGCCAUCGGCUGAAAGUUGAACGGCGUGCUCUGGUUCAUAAACUGCUCCAUGUGUGCCCUUUCGGCCUCGUUCAUAGCCACGGGUGCUCUGAUUUGGGCAUUUUGAUGGGUAUCGUGAGCGCUGUUGCGGAGCGAUUGCUCGAGCGACGUAUCAUGCUGCGACUGCUUGAAAAACUGCGCCAGUGGAUUGGCGUUGGCAGCACACUCCGAUCCUCCCAGAAAUGACAUAUUGAUGGUUUGUGCUCAAGUCGCGGUGGUAGGCGAUUUAUAAAAAUUCUCGGCUGCGGUUCCAAUUUCCGCUUGUGGGCCCCACCCUCCGAUAAGUCACACCCGUGCACCGGCAGGGGCAGGGCGGUGGAGCUUGGGAGCCGUGUCGCAGAGAAACAGGUAGACGUGACCCCACACAAAGCUGAACACGUUCUCGUAGAACCAUGUGAGCGGCAGCGUACGCAUGUUUCCGUGCAUAGGAUGGUAUCUGACCACGGACAGCACUGUGAACAUCACAGGUAGGUAGAUGGCGUUGAAGCGGUAGAUGCCGAGAAUUUGCAGUCCGUCCGUCGGGUUGCGCCUAGAGUAGAUGUAAAGCAUUGUGUCCAUGAGAUGUUCACCGAUUCUGUAUAGUGGGUGGACGUAGGUGCUGAACAUAAAGAGCCCCGAGCUCAGGAUUGCAAGACACGUGAUGAAGUCUUUUGUGCGAUGGAACGAGUUUUCAAGGUACUUGGAGUACCCCACAAACAUGUAUAAUAUUACCAGAACGUUGAACGAAAACGGGCCGAAAUACAGCAGAGACGUCAGUAUUCGCCAGAACUGGCCGCGGAUGAACACGUCCUCAUAAGUGUAGACAAGGUCUCUUUCGGACGCAAAGCCGGCAAAGUUGAUCAGCGAGACGGCAACUAUGCCGAUAGUAAGCAUCCGAGUGACAAUCGGCACUUCCAUCAGCCAUUGGACAGGCAUGUGUUCCAUUUUGUGGAUUUAUUUUUUGAAACUUUUUAAUUUUGAUUUUAUUUUGAUCUUUUUUUCCUACAAUGCUCCUUGUUCCCUCCUCUCCCUCCUGGAGCAAUGAAAAUGAAAAAACACUCACCACACCGUACCACUAUCUUGCGGACCAGACCCAGGGAAAGCAUCUGAGGAGCCUGUUGAUCAGAACGUUCAACUUGGUGCUUAAUGUGCCGGCAGAGAAACUGGAAAAGAUCGAGGCUGUGAUCGAUACAUUGCACCUUUCGUCUUUACUGAUCGACGACAUUGAGGACAACUCAAAGCUUAAACGAAGACAAAAGGCUUGCGGCACAGAAUAUCUUUCUGGACGAAAUGACCAAUCUGCACCGGGGCCAGGGUCUCGAUCUUCACUGGCGAGAAAAUAACGAGUGUCCGUCCGAGAAAGAAUAUGUCAAUAUGGUGAUGAACAAGACGGGAGGAUUGUUCAGGCUGAGCGCAAAGUUGAUGAACCUGCUGGCUGAUCAGCCUUGCGACAAACUCAUUGCGCUAAGCAACAUGCUCGGAGUGAUCUACCAGAUCAAAGACGACUACAUGAACCUCAUAUCCAACGUCUACAACAAAAAUAAGGGAUAUUGCGAAGAUAUUACCGAGGGGAAGUUCUCGUUCCCCAUUAUUCAUUCAAUCAAUGCAAACCCAACCAAUAGGGAGCUACAGAGAAGUUCAGAUACUCGCUCUCAAACAUGGAUUUGCUUGUAUACCCCGGGCCUCCAGCACCGAUGUGGAGAUCCGUGAAAUUUUCAAUCAGUCUUCGCUUUGUAUCGCGGAAUGCCGACUCCCCGGCAUCCAGAAACCGUUUCCUGCCUAUGCACGCCAUGUCCGGGUCCAUGUCAUAAGAAGAGACAUGUAUAUUUAAAGAAAUUUCGAGUCGUGCGAUAAGGAAAAUUUGCUCUAUCCAGAAUUUCCACGAACGUUCUACGCUCUGGUGGUGUAAAGGCCCACGACUGUUAUGAUGUAUGAGAAUUC
Messenger RNA from Ogataea polymorpha, 11763 nucleotides. RefSeq lists its product as uncharacterized. Gene Ontology annotation, cellular component: plasma membrane. The coding region runs from base 327 to 2282 and encodes 651 amino acids. Lineage: Eukaryota; Fungi; Ascomycota; Pichiomycetes; Pichiales; Pichiaceae. Gene Ontology annotation, biological process: putrescine transport; spermidine transport; urea transmembrane transport. The transcript is spliced from 3 exons. Gene Ontology annotation, molecular function: putrescine transmembrane transporter activity; spermidine transmembrane transporter activity; urea transmembrane transporter activity. The record is from RefSeq and is a predicted model, not a curated record.